GCACAGCAGUCUGCAACAUCAAGUAGACAGAAGCUUUGCAGCAGCUGCUCGGCAAACAAUACCGCUAGAAAUGGCAAUGUGGCAGUGCGUCAUCAUCGGCAUUCUGGGUCUUGCGGCUUCUUCCAAUGCUCUCUCCGCCUGCAUCACACAGGCCAACAGCAACGAUUCGGUUCAACACGAUGUGUGCCCUUCAACUUCAAGCUCGUCGCUGUUGCUGAGGAGUGACCGGGGCUUCAGCGACCAGUUCUUUGAGUUCAUCGAUGUGACACUGCGUGAAAUUCUGAGGAAUGGGGCUGGGCCACUGCCACCACUGGAUCCACUCGAGAUCAGCAAUCUGAGCCUGUCACUAGGAUCGGAAAGUGAAGCCUAUCAACCGUAA
Schistocerca americana (American grasshopper) is the source of this 379-nucleotide messenger RNA. RefSeq lists its product as uncharacterized. The record is from RefSeq and is a predicted model, not a curated record. Bases 71 to 379 code for a protein of 102 amino acids. The transcript is spliced from 3 exons. Lineage: Eukaryota; Metazoa; Arthropoda; Insecta; Orthoptera; Acrididae.